AUGUCAGAAUUAGCUGAUGUAUUGCCGACUGAAGAUUUGACAAUGUACACUAUCUGGGCCAAAUAUAAACAUUUGUGUGCAGUUACUGUUUCUGAAAGCAAUACAAAAGCUGUUACUAAUAAAAAAGAUGAUAGACCAAGUAUUGAGCAAAAUACAACCCGAAUGAUAACUGUUUCUGAACAAACGACUUCUCCUGAAAUCGUGCUUCUGAUAUCUGUUCCUCCUGUGGAAUGCCACGAUGAUAAUUCUACGACAUCUGCAAGGUCUUCUGCAGAAACACUUCAAAAUAAAGAUGUUUUCGGGCCUACUAACAAUAGUAAGAUAGAAAGGGGCAGUGAAAAAUGUGGCACUAAGCAAAAUCAGGACCUGCUUUCUAAAUGCGCUAUUGGUGACUUAACUUCUGCGCAUAAAACUCCGACCAGUCACACCUUUGACAUCUUCUGCUAUUGCAAACCGACACAAAAGAAACGUAAAAUAUCCAAAGAAAAAAUACCAUCAGCUAUUACAAGCAAGUCAUGGAGAGAAUUUUACGCAAAAAAAGAUGCAGAAAAAAAAAAAGAAAAGGAAGAUAUCAAAGCAAAAAGAAAACAACUACGUAAAGAGAAGAAAGAGUUAAAAGAAAAAGCCAUAAUUGAAAAACAAAAGAAUACGAGUAAACAUAAAGAAAACAUGAAGAAACGCAGACAUGUCUCUAUCACUUCCAGUGAAUCGGAUGUUGUAAGUGAUGUGACAUAUGCGGAGACAGGAGGAAGUGAAAUGGACACACCAGAUGAAUCUGAUGAAGAUCUAACACUUAUGGACUUGAAGCUAAAAAACACUAUGAAUGAAAAUGGCAAUAACAAUCAAAGGCAGUCAGAUAUUCAAGGCGACUCGAUUUCACUUCCGCUGUCCUUGGAACAAGCUGAUGCAAAAACGUCUGAUGAAGAUAUAGUAUCACCUAAAGUUAUAGUAGAGCAGUUGCCUUAUAACUUUUCUGUUACAUCAGAUGAAAAUUUAAAUGAAAAGCUGCGUUGUGGAAUUCCAAAAGGAAAUAAUACUUCCGUUUCUUGCAACGUUUCUGCUAACGAUUAUGUAAUAGUUAUUUGGAAUGAAAGGAAAUACCCAGGACAAAUUGUUUCUGUGACUGAAGAAGGGGCGCUAGUAUCUUGCCUUAAAAAAUCCAAAGAAUUUUGGCGCUGGCCUGUGAUAAAAGACUUACAACUGUAUAGUUGGGAUAGUGUUGUAUGCCAAAUAGCAAUUCCUAAGUUUGCAAUAAAAGGCUGUUUUAUUAUUCCAGAAAUGGAUAAUGUAUAA
Molecule: messenger RNA, 1293 nt
Organism: Parnassius apollo (apollo)
Lineage: Eukaryota; Metazoa; Arthropoda; Insecta; Lepidoptera; Papilionidae
Source: the annotation of a GenBank genome assembly